Symbiodinium natans is the source of this 2154-nucleotide messenger RNA. The record is from the annotation of a GenBank genome assembly. NCBI's taxonomy places the organism in Eukaryota, Dinophyceae, Suessiales, Symbiodiniaceae.
AUGGAUGGAUUGCUGGAUGUGGACGACAUUCUUGGUGUUUUGCAGGAAGCUGAAGUAGAUGUAGCAGCUUCAGCCAGUGCGCGCGGUCUCGGACCUGGGAAGAAAUCCGGUCUCCGACCUGGACUAACUCCUGCAGAAGGAUCGCAGAAGAAAGCGCGCAAGCUUGGCAAAAAAGAAGCAUUGCUAGAUCAGCAAGCGCGAAGCUACAAUGCAAGUGGCCGCUCCAAAAAUGAAGACUAUUUUUUCCCUUUGCACGAAGCGGGGUUGCAAAGACCGAGCUUCACUGGUCGAGGGGCAUGGAAAACUUGGUCACCUGCUGCCAUUCUUAGAGCUGGUUUCAGUUUUGAGAAGAGCACCCAGCGACAGGUUGCGAGUUCCAUCGAAGGUGCGGGACAAUCUCACGCGGCUUCUUGUCGCCUCGUUGUGGCUGAGGCAGUCAUGAAUGGGCAAGGACAUGGUUUGAAAAGACUAAAGGAGUGCAUCAGCCAAGAGGUGAAGUCAGCCAAGUUGCUAUAUGCAAUACGCAACAUGAUGUUCGAUGAGUCUACAUUCCACCUCAGCCUUGGCAAUGCUGUUUCAGCUUCGUACUCGGUACUGUGCUCGCACGCGCAAGUCACAUACCGUUUUGUGGGAGACACUAUCAUACAUGACGAACAUAUUGCCAGAUGCCCGGCCAUUCUGAGUCCCGUAAUGAAUAGUGCCACAAUGCACGCAGCUCUCUCCGCUGGCCCAGCUGGAUUUGCACAGGUCCUCGAGGGCAACGUGAAAUAUGUUGCCACCCUGACAACUUCAGAUGCCCAUGCUGCAAAUGUGCGAAUGUUGAAGAUGGUAGAUCAGGAGCUGGGCCAGAAUCAUCUCUUCCUGCCAACGCUUUGCUUGCAGCAUAGAGUUGGGAAUAUCAUCGAACAGCUUACUAAGUUACUUGGAAACUUGGGAGGCAAUUUUUCCAUCUCAAAGGUGCUGAACAAAGGGAACUUGUUGAAGGCCUUGCAUGACAGGGUUCGGGAUUACUUCGACGAGAGAGAGAAAUUUCAGAUUCUCCCUGAAACACCGCCUGCAUUGCUGGACGAGUGGUGUGAAGGUCAACUACAAGCACGAGACUUGAUUCAGAUGUGCAUGAGUUUCGAUGAGUCAGAUCCUGUCCGUGCAGGUACUUUGCGGGAAGCUUUUCAGCGCUUCACGAACUUCUUUGCUGGGCCAUGGACAGGACUGAAUUUCUGCUUCUGCCCUUCAUUGGCUCUCGAGGACUUCACCUGGCCAACGGAUCAGCGAGACUCAAAGUCAAAGCAGCAUGUGAAAAAUGCGGCGGUCUCGGACCUGGCCAAAACUCUGGUGACUGACUCGUAUGGGAGUCCCUCCUCGCUCCGCAAGCUUUGCUGGGACACCUACAAUGCCAGGCUUGGCGGGCGAAGCGAGUGUGAGUAUAGGUUCGGUUUGUGGGACUUGAAGGUAUUCGACUUCGAACUCAAGAAGUGGCAUCCGAUGCACAUCGUCCUAGACAUGCCGAAUGGGGGUCAGUUGUGGCUCGGCGGAAAGGCAGCUAGUACCCAAACCAAUGUGCUGCUUGAAAACGGCAUCGGGGCAAUCCUUGCCGCGGCUUCGAAUCCUCCUGUCAGUCGGGACUCACGGGUGGAGUUUUUGGGCGUCAUGGACGGAACAGGGGUCGCAGCAGGCGACAUCGAUCAAAAGCUGCUCGUGGAGAAGUUCCGCCGCGUGAUCAAGCUCCUGAGCCAGGGGAUCAAAAUCCUCAUUUCGUGCAGAAACGGAGCACAUCGCUCCAGCUUUUUGCUUGCCCUUCUCCUCAUCUUCUUGACAGGUCUCGCGCCCUACGACGUCUAUGCCUAUUUGCAGAAGCUCAGGCAGAUCGUGGACUUGAGCUCGAUGGCGCCUGAGUCGGUGCAUUCGAGAAGGGGGCGUCCGAAUGUGAGGCCUAUCGAUGCUCUGGUGGAGAUGGGGCCGAAGUUUGGUGACGAAGGCUCCAAGGCCAUGUCCAAGUUGGGACUGGCCGCCCAGAAUGCUUUGGGCUUCGACCUCGAGUCUGGUAGCAGGCCGCGUCUGAAUUUUCUGAUGAACCCUGCUGAAUUCCAGAAUCUGGCCAGCAGCCUUGGCUGGAGACCCCUCUCUGAGGCCCGAUGGAUGAAUUGGGGGUCGUGA